AUGAUGAUGGUGGUGAUGGUGGUGGUGGUGUUGAUGGUGAAAACUGUCAGUGCUGGUCACAACGCGGAACUGUGUGUGGUGGAGACGCCGCUGGUGACCCCAUACGUGAGGUCACACAGGUCAACCCCCACUGAAUGCCUGGGUUGCCUAUUUACUCACCACAACACCAAAUACACCGCUCUCAACACCAGAAUCUAUAAAGAGGUUCAUGUAUUAGAUUUUGAGAGCGUGGAGGGUGAGGUGGUGGUGGUGGUGGACGGUGGGGGUGUUGGGGGGGGUGGUGGUGGUGUUGUGGUGUUGUCAUCACCUCCUACCUCUCUACCGGUGUUCAAGAUUAGACCCCCGUUUUCUUUUAGCGGGGGUAACCAGUCUGAAUAUUUGUUUGUGGUGAACCCCGGAGUGAAGGUGGAAGUGACAGGUUUGCCCUACACCACCACCACCAUCACCGCCACCACCACAGACCUCCUCAACACCACGAGAGAGAAGUUUGGCGUGGUGUCGUCCUAUACACGGGUCUUUUCGGCUGGUGAAGUGACUCUACGCCUUGGUGGUGGUGAUGGUGGUGGUGCAGAGUGUGGUGAUGAUGGUGAUGUGGUGUCAGCCAGCCCAGUGGUGCAGUGUGCCAAGGUGGAGCCUCUUAGUGUGGAUGGUUGCUUCCACCGAGACAUGCUGGGCAGAGGGGACAGGGACAUCCAUAUCAUCGAAGUGAGCAACUCAAAUAGCAGUGUGGUGGUGGAGCUGGUGGGCGGCAGUGGUGGUGACAGCGAUGGUGUUCUGCGUAACAUCACCCUGGUGUUGAGGGCGGCCCACUCCACCACCUGGCAGCUGGUCACCACUCACCUUCAUGGCUCUGUGACCUUGCUUGUGGGCGGCGAGGACCAGGUAGAGAACACAUCCGUCCCAGGAGCAGGUGUGGGGUCAGGUGUGGAGGUGACAGUACGCAGGGUUGACCUCCCAGCGACCUUUGACCAGCUCCUCCUAAGGGUCCUCACUAGCAUUGGCCCUCCCACCUCCUACACCAGAGCUAAUGCCACCUCUCAUGUUAGCCUCUCUGUGGGUGUUACUGAUAACCACAUCAAUUUUCCCUCGCAUCUGAGAAACUACGACAUUCCUACAGUGUACAGAGACGACCCAGCUACAGUCAUCCGUGGAGGGCUCAUAGUGUCCUGCAGCCCCUCCGCCAUGACUCUCCUGCCCUAUGCUACUGCUGAGGCUGUUGGGGGUGUGGCCAUGGCUCUCCUGGACCGGGCCUGCGUGGGGUCAAGAAAUGGGACGCAUAUUGUACUGAGGGCUGAGUUUGGCCGGUGCAAGUUUGAGAAGAGGGAAGGAUCGCAAGGGAACUUCAUCUACGCUAACUUGCUGAGCAUUGAGUUGGGUCCACCGCUGAGUGAUGACGAGGACCUGGUUGGCUCGGGAUAUGGUUCGGAGGAUGAGUAUUACCCCUCGGCCCUGCCCUCCCUGCCGGUGACUUGCCAGGGAGACGCUCUGCCAUCCCCCUCCCUGCCACCGCUGCCCCCUCUGCCCCCCCGGCCACCAAGUAGACUGCCUGCUGUCGUGCCACCUCCACAGACCAGCCAUAGGGGUUAUAGUAAGGUUCCCCCAGGAGUAAGGGGCGCCAGCUACACCCUCACCCUGUACACAGACGCCUCCCUGACACACCCCAUAGCUGCUGCAGCCGCCGCCGCCGCUGCCACACCCACCCCAGUCGCUCCACACAGCCGCCUCUACGCCCAGGCUGCUCUGGCUAGUGUACUGCCCUGGACCACCACUACCACCACCACCACCACCACCACCAACCUUCGAGUGAUGCUGGAGGAAUGCUGGAUAAGUAACACCACUGCCAGUACACCACCACACACCACCACCACCGCCACCACCACCCACCUGCUGCUGAGGAAAUCCUGCCGUGUCCACCCGUCUGUGAGUGUGGAGCCCGUUCACACACACGCCCCCACCUUCAGUUUCCAGGUAUUGGCAGAGUAUGCAGCAAUGGACGUGUUUUACCUCCACUGUCAGCUUGGUGUGUGUUCCCCAGACACUCUGCCAAGGCCCACCAUUAUCAAGUGCAUAGAGCCCUCCCUGUACUGCAGCAAGCCAGCUCUUCUGAAGGCCUUCGAGAGACAGCCAGCCUCCUCCUCCCUGCAGACACUCACCCUGGGACCCCUCACCUCUGCCUCCACUACUAAAUUGGCUCUUUUUGGCACUACACACACCACCAGCAGUAGCCAGGGCCUCCACCACAGCGACACCACCAAGGCAGCAGCUACGGCGGAGGUGACAGAGGGCAAGACUCAAAUAGUGGUGUUGAAGGGGCUUUCAACAGAGGUGGUUGUGGGAAUCGCACUGGCUUCGUUUGUCAUUGGUGUUUGCUUGACGGCUACGCUCUGGGUGAUUCACAUGAAGACAGACCCCAAGCGGCAGAAACGAUCGGACAAUAGCAACGCCCCUCGGAAUUCUGGGUAUGAUCUCUCGGCACACUCUGGUUCCUCCACCCCCUCCUCCCAGGCCCCCAUGACCGCCUGACGCCCCCCACAUGACAACCCCCCCCUCCCGCUGUGGUCCAGGAGGGGGAAGAUCAAGUACGCCCCCCCACCGUCCACCAGCCGUGUCUGACUAAUGUUUUUUUUGAGUUUUUUUGCUGCAUUUUUUUUGCCGUUUGUAAAUUUUUGGGUUUGUUUGUGGGCUAAGUUUGGUUUUUCUUGUUCUUGUUCAUCUUCUUCUUCUUCUUCCUCUUCUUCUUCUUCUUCUUCUUC
Molecule: messenger RNA, 2753 nt
Organism: Portunus trituberculatus (swimming crab)
Lineage: Eukaryota; Metazoa; Arthropoda; Malacostraca; Decapoda; Portunidae
Source: RefSeq, a predicted model, not a curated record